AUGAGUAAUAAUAAUAAUAACGGCAAACAAUGGCCACUACGAAAAUCGGGUAAUAAUGUGAGACCGGGGCCGACGGGAAGAGUGGCCACCACCACUUCUCUAAGUAAUGACCGCAACUCAAUCAUCAGAGGACUGGACACUAGCACAGUAUCGACGGCGGCUGAACUGUUGGCCGCUGUUAGACAACUGGUCAAGUCGUGGUCAGAUCCGACACUGACCGACGAUAUGGUCGAAUGGGUUGGCCGUAGUACCAGAUUCGGGCCGACAGCCAAAGGCAAGUCAAAUGUUUUGAUAACGGCCCGUACGGUUGAGGACAAUCGCCAGUUGCUUGCGGGCGCCGACAAGUAUGUCAACACUGGCGACGACGACGGCGGUGGUGGUGACAGCACUGGUAGUAUGAGAUGGGAGUCAUACCGGAGAUAUCAUCGACCACUACAACAACAACAACAACAAUCAGCUGGUGAUAGCAGAGGACAACAUCGGCUAUCAUCAUCACUACCGAGUAAUAAGAUAGAUUACGAUAGACUAUUAGCAUCACUACAAGCAUCGGGUAAUGGCAAUAUUGUUGGCCACAAACAGUCGGCGGCUCAACACCGACACCAUCAUCAACAACAACAGAGAAGACCACCGAUUUAUCAGCCGACAAGAAACGACAUUAAAUCGGUUAUCAGGGGUUUGGAUACUACAGGUGUCGACAAUUUGACUGCAUUUGUCCGUCAAUUGGUCGCCAACUGGAAAGAUCCGAAAGUUAACAGUGCAAUGAUUAUGUCGGUUACGUCCAAUGCCGAUAAGGCGGCCAGUACUGAUCGCGUGACUCUGUUUGUAACGGCAUGCGGUACGGAAGCCAGCCGUGCGCUUAUUGAAACCGGCCAACAGAAUGGUGUCAAUUGGUUGGAAUAUCUGGACCCGAAACAGUUGGUUCAACAACGACGACAACAACAACAAGAGGCCCGUGAAGUUCGUGAAGUGGUCACCAAUAGUAAAUGUAUUUCAGUUAUUCACGGUUUGGAUACUAGCGGUCAAGAAUCGCAAGCUAUGUUGGCAACAGUUCGCCAAUUGGUCGCCGACUGUAACGACCCGACUAUUACAGCCGAAAUGAUCCAAUCGGUCGAACGAAACACAAUAACUGAUAUCGACAAGAGUCCGCCCGAUCUAUUUGUGAUGGCCAGCGAUAUCAAUGCCAACAGUUUAUUACUGAAAACAGUGGCCGAAAAGUAUAACUCGAGCACCGGUAGUAUUAUAUGGUUGCCGCACACGUUUCGCUAUCAUUACGACCCGAUUAAUAGCCAGUCGUAUACACUGGCUAUUACUGGAUUAGACAUUACAGGUGUUACCGAUUUAACCGCUUUUGUCCGGCAAACAGUGGACAAUUGGAAGCACAGUACUUGUACCGGUGCACUGAUAGUAUCGGUAGAGCCGUACGUCAAACAGGUACCCGUUAGCGGUCAGCAGGUGAAGCUAAUGGCCAGGGCUGUCAGUACGUGGGCCAGUCGUCAACUGCAAAAUGCUGCCCGACGUAAACGUCUCAAAUGGUUUAUUGUUGAACACAUGAAUCGAAAUACAACAACAACUGAUCUAUCUAUCGGUAAAAAUAGUAAUAUCAUCGGUAACACCAAUAAUGGUACCGAUAAUGAUGAUGUUAGGGGAUUUAUUGAUAAAUUGAUUGACAAUGAACUGAGCAAUUUAAGUUUAAGUGAUAAAACCAAACAUCAAUCAACAAUUAGUAACGCUAACUUGAAUUGCCAGCUAUGUUUGGCUGAUAUACCCGACAAUAGUAGCCAACAAUUUGACUCAAAAUGUGGACAUCGAUUUUGUCGGGAAUGUUUGGCCUUGUAUUUGGAUUCAAAGAUAACCGAUGGCAGAGUACAUCAUAUCAAGUGUCCGGAUGUCCAGUGCAAUCAAGAUGCCUCCUAUGAGUUAGUUUGUCUACUGUUGAGCCGUAAAUCGCUGGUCAAAUAUCAUAAGCUAUUGUUGAAGAAAACAGUGGAAACAAUGGAUGAUAUGGCUUACUGUCCCAAAUGCAACGAUUCGGUAGAUAUCGAUAAGGCCAGAAAGUUUGGUUAUUGCAAUCAAUGUGACCACUCGUUUUGCUCGGCCUGUCGACGCCCGUAUCACGGCCUACAGCGCGCGUGCAUUGAUUCGGCCGCCGAUGCAGCGGCAGCGGCUCUACUCAGGCAACGGGCGGCCGAAAUCAAAGAGUCCGAGAGUUAUAUUAACUCGCAUUUCAAACAGUGUCCUAAAUGUGGUAUACCCUGUGAGAAAAUUGAUGGCUGCAAUCAUAUGCAAUGUAAAAUGUGCAUGGUACAUUUUUGUUGGCUAUGUUUCGAUGAUAUUACCGACGAGGCGUACCGAAAACGACACUAUCUAUCAAAAUGUAAACUAUUUGAGUAUGAUUUUGAUGAUUAAAAUAUUUAAUACCCGAUUGGAUUACCGGUAAUGAUAAUAAUAAUAAUAAU
Oppia nitens is the source of this 2456-nucleotide messenger RNA. RefSeq lists its product as uncharacterized. Gene Ontology annotation, cellular component: ubiquitin ligase complex; cytoplasm. Lineage: Eukaryota; Metazoa; Arthropoda; Arachnida; Sarcoptiformes; Oppiidae. Gene Ontology annotation, biological process: protein polyubiquitination; ubiquitin-dependent protein catabolic process; positive regulation of proteasomal ubiquitin-dependent protein catabolic process. The record is from RefSeq and is a predicted model, not a curated record. The transcript has 5 exons. Gene Ontology annotation, molecular function: ubiquitin protein ligase activity; ubiquitin conjugating enzyme binding; zinc ion binding. Bases 1 to 2406 code for a protein of 801 amino acids.